Molecule: messenger RNA, 1586 nt
Organism: Pecten maximus
Lineage: Eukaryota; Metazoa; Mollusca; Bivalvia; Pectinida; Pectinidae
Product: AP-5 complex subunit sigma-1-like
Exons: 2
Coding region: 86-655 (189 amino acids)
Biological process (GO): endosomal transport; double-strand break repair via homologous recombination
Cellular component (GO): lysosome; cytosol; AP-type membrane coat adaptor complex
Source: RefSeq, a predicted model, not a curated record
AACUGAUACGAAAUACUGCUUUUAGUAUUAUAACAAUUAGCAUGUGUCCGGUAAGAACACAACAAACAGCAGUCGUAUCAGAAAAAUGGUGAAUGCCUUUAUCAUCCACACUUUGUUACCGGGACCGUGUCGUGUCUUGUAUCAACAGGUCUACGGUGUUGUAAAACGAGACACAACAGAGACGAGAUCAGCCGAUAGUGAUUUGAGGACAGUUCGUAAACAAACGAUACAGGAAGUGGCAUCCGAGGUACAUUCGGAAUACCAGUUCCGACGAGCUGUCAGUAACAGAACAGUAGAACAAGAUAUGCAGCGCCUCAGUAAUGAGGACACUUUACCGGAAAUGGAGCAGGGAUUCUUACGUCUACCGGAAACUGACAAUAAGAUUGCCGUGUGGCAAGGUACCGGAAAUACGUGCUGUACUCUCGUUUGUAACGAAACUGAGAACCGCAUGUUAGCAGAAAACGUUUUGAAACUUUUGUUAAGAUUUUUACAAGAACAUUUGCGUCUAAUACACCAACCGGUUGAAGUGGUAAACAAACCAGACAAGGUCGCCAUUGUAAUUAACAGAUUUUUACCGAGUGGUCAACUUCUGUUUAUGAACCACAGGAUGGUUAGGCAAUUAGAAAAAGAAAUGGACACGAUGAUGAAACUAUGACCCGUUCUGUUGGUUUUGUUAAUGAUAAUUAAGUUAUUGUUAUUAUUAUUUUGUGAAUCAAUGACAGGAUUGUAUGUUAUCCAUAACAAAGUAAGUUGAUGAAAAGCUUGAUUGCUAGUUUAAUUAUGUAAAAUGUAGAGUCCGUUCCCUAACUAAUCUGACAUUCUUUCAAAAUUGACAUAAUAUAUUAAGGACACAAAUGUAUGUAAAACAAAUCAAAUAAAAAAUAAACUUUAUUUAUUUCACAACAGUUGCCAAACCAUUAUAUCAACUUAUCAAUCACAAAUCGCAAAUCGUGUCGUUUAUAUCCUACUGCAAUGAAUUCUGUUUAAGACUUGUUUACUGUGACGUAUAUGUUUAAUUUAAGACUAUUAAAUAACUAACAGAUGCCUUGUUGUUGUGGAAUAAUAAAUAUCAUUUUCAUCUCGUGUCAGUUUCGGACAUAAUAAAUGUAUCAUUAAUUUCGCAAACAUUUGGGCUUCUGCGACAAUCACAACUUCGAUGUCGGAAAUACCCGAAGAUAUCCAAUUGCUUCCUCUUAAAGACGAGUAACUUGUUUCAUUUUGAGAUUCUGUAAUUUUUCAUAAGUUAUAAUUAUACGAUGCAUAAAAUGAAAAAGGACCGGGAAACAAAGCGUGAAAUUUUAUCAUUUUAUUAUUUAAAUACAAAUGAUACACUUGAUUUUGAUGGAACUGGAUUUAUGUCGCAUUCUGUUGAUACGAAAAUUGGGAGACGCUUCAGCUUAAUGUGAUACACGAUUUCCUUUUUAAGUAAGCAUCAUUGUGAGUAUUCGGCUCAACUCGGCUGAUUCCGGUACCCUUCAUAUGUUUGAGGUAGAUACGGAAUCUGCCGAGAUGUGACGAGUGCACGUGAGAAUUUGUUUGGUAGUUAUCUGGUUUGUAGAAAUAAUCAAUAAAACUAGUUCAAUGGA